Molecule: messenger RNA, 4286 nt
Organism: Cynoglossus semilaevis (tongue sole)
Lineage: Eukaryota; Metazoa; Chordata; Actinopteri; Pleuronectiformes; Cynoglossidae
Product: heterogeneous nuclear ribonucleoprotein Q
Exons: 12
Coding region: 1154-2788 (544 amino acids)
Molecular function (GO): RNA binding
Source: RefSeq, a predicted model, not a curated record
CGUAUUUUUUGCUUUACUGAUGCCUUUGAAAGUGUAAAUCGUGCGCUGCUGUUUCAAACAAUGUGGGAACUGCUGGUGGUAGGGAACGAGUUCUCCAGACCGGCUUUUUGAAAAUGGACUCUUCCUAUGUGGCGGCACGUUGACAAAGCACGCGUCCAGCAAGCUAAUGGUCUGCAUCCGAAGGCCUCAGUUAAUGUAAUUUAAAAAAAAGUCUCGCUCCGUCGAUCGGUUGAGUUCUUGUGGACAAGUGACGGUAUAACAAUGGCCUCGCUGAAAAUCGCACGUAUUAGCAUGCUAGCUGUAGUUAGCCUAUUUUGACAGAUCGUGGAAUUGACAUGCUCAUUGUCGUAGUGCUAUCGACAACUAGCGGACAAAGCAAGCUUUCCUGGCACGACUUAAACACUGUUUUGUAUAGCUUGGCUCCCAAUCGUUAUAUUUUGCACAGUUCCAAAGUUCCAAGGGCUGUGCAUUCAUGAAAAACGCACACGGAUAGGUUAUUGUUUUGUUUUAAAUAAAUGUCUCGGGUUAGCCCGGCUGCUGUAAUAUUAGCCCGCUAGGCUAACUAGCCUCAACGUGUGCGACUCAGUCCCUCCCCGCUAUAUCUAACGCUGUCAUAAUUAUGAAAUAAUAUAAGUUACUCAAUAAUACAAUAAUGAACUAUUCCUAUUGGCUAUGCUAUGCGAUUAACGAGAUAUUUUUUAGUAUUUUCUAUUGGUUUUAUUUUAUUUUUUAGUCACAGAGACAACACGUGCUUACUGAUAAUAAUGUAAUGGAUCAGCCGAUAGUACGGAAAAUCCUUUGCAUAAUAUAUCCAAUGAAAUGUUAUCUUAAACGUAACGCAGGUCGUGUUUAAAAUUUGGUCAAAACAGUAGUUUGCUGUACACGUUUUGCUGAGUUCAGCAUUGACGGAUCCAAUUAUAUGACCAGAGCCCGAAGCCACUGACUAUCCCAUAAUACAUUAGAAAAAAUGUGGUACAAUCGUGAUUGUAUUUGAAUAUUUGCGAUCAGUCCUACCCCAAGGUGUCAAUAAACAAAAUGGGUGCAUACUUAGUGACUGGUCAGCUACCGGAAACUGGGGCUCACUCUCUGAUGGAGCACGUGUAUCGGCUAUCUAGCCAGUGCUGAAGUCAGCAUCGAGAAGAUUUCUGGAGACAUGGCCACAGAACAUAUUAAUGGAAAUGGUCCAGAAGAACCAAUGGACACCUCUGCUGCAGUUACCCAUUCUGAGCACUUCCAGACUUUAUUAGAAGCUGGUUUACCACAGAAAGUUGCUGAAAAACUAGAUGAAAUUUACAUAGCAGGUUUGGUGUCACACUGUGACUUAGACGAUCGAGCGAUUGAGGCUUUGAAAGAAUUCAACGAGGAAGGUGCUCUGCAGGUCCUUUUGCAAUUCAAGGACAGCGACCUCUCACAUGUUCAGAACAAAAGUGCCUUUCUUUGUGGCGUGAUGAAGACGUACAGGCAGAGAGAGAAACAAGGGACCAAAGUGUCAGAAACCAAUAAAGGACCAGAUGAAGCCAAAAUCAAAGCUUUGCUGGAAAGAACUGGCUACACACUUGAUGUUACAACAGGCCAGAGGAAGUAUGGUGGUCCCCCACCAGAGUCAGCCCAGUCAGUGCCACAACCCACCAUUGGUACAGAGAUAUUUGUAGGAAAAAUCCCUAGAGACCUUUUUGAGGAUGAGCUUGUUCCACUCUUUGAGAAAGCUGGCCCAAUCUGGGACCUGCGUCUGAUGAUGGAUCCUUUCAGUGGCCUGAACAGAGGCUAUGCCUUUGUCACUUUCUGCACUAAAGAAGCUGCACAGCAGGCUGUCAAGUUGUGCAACAACAGUGAAAUUCGACCGGGCAAACAUAUCGGAGUGUGCAUCUCUGUGGCCAAUAAUAGACUGUUUGUUGGCUCCAUACCCAAGAGUAAAACAAAAGAUCAAAUUGUGGAGGAAUUUGCAAAAGUCACAGAAGGUCUAAAUGACGUCAUACUGUACCACCAACCAGAUGACAAGAAGAAGAACAGAGGGUUCUGUUUCCUGGAGUAUGAAGACCACAAGACGGCAGCCCAGGCCCGUCGCCGGCUGAUGAGUGGCAAAGUGAAGGUGUGGGGAAAUGUUGUGACUGUAGAAUGGGCCGAUCCCAUUGAGGACCCAGAUCCAGAAGUUAUGGCCAAGGUCAAGGUGCUUUUUGUUAGGAACCUAGCAAGCACUGUCACGGAGGAAAUACUUGAAAAGGCCUUCAGUCAAUUUGGCAAACUGGAGCGGGUGAAGAAGUUGAAAGACUACGCCUUUAUUCACUUUGAGGAAAGAGACGGUGCCGUGAAGGCCUUGGCUGAUCUAAAUGGCAAAGACCUGGAAGGAGAGCUUAUUGAAAUUGUCUUUGCUAAACCCCCUGACCAGAAGAGGAAAGAGCGCAAAGCCCAAAGACAAGCCGCUAAAACACAAAUGUAUGAUGAAUACUAUUACUAUGGGCCUCCUCAUAUGCCACCACCCACAAGGGGCAGAGGCAGAGUGGGUCGAGGGGGUUACUCUUACCCCCAUGAUUAUUACUGCUACGAAGACUAUUACGAUUACUAUGGAUACAAUUAUCACAACUACCGGGGUGGCUAUGACGACCCAUACUAUUGCUAUGAGGACUUCCAGGGGACCGGGAGAGGGCGAGGCGUGAGAGGAGGAUUGCGCGGUGGUGCCAGUCAGACCAGAGGUCGUGGCACUGUCACACCGAGGGGCAGGCUGACCUUCACCCAGCGGGGAGGCCCUGCCAACAGCAGAGCAGGAAAACGAGGCCGAGUCCGCUCCUGACCUGUCACAAUGGAUACUGACUUGAUGUGUGGGGUUAACACCGUAAGCUGCAAUGGAUGUUGAAACAAUAGAGCACGACAAAAGGUCCAAUGAAAUUCCAGCCUUACAGAAGAAGAAGCAUUGCCCCCCCUUAUGUUUUUUUUUUUUUUUUUUUUUAAUUUCUGAAACUGCCACCUUAAAAAGUUUAUCGGAAGAUUCUGAAUACUUGCCACAGCCUUUUAGCCCUUAGCCCCCUAUAUCCAGCCCUAAUAUACAGGACUCUAUGAAUUGCCCUUACAAUCUCCCCCAUCCCUGUCCCUAAACCUGCCAUUUUUUUUAAAUAAUUAUUGAAGAAUUUGCACUUUUUUAAGUUCUUAGGUUUGAAGUGGCUCAAAGGAGCUUGAUGCUAUUGUAUAUUUUUGUGCUAAUCGCAAUUUUUAUUGUCAGAAUAUCCAUGUUUAAUCUUAAUCGUUUGAUCUGGAUGUUUGAAAGAGAACAUUUGCAGGUUUUUAGGGUGUACCCACCUGGCAUGGAUAAGUCAGGCAUUCCAGGAAAGUGGUUCUUUUCAGAACUUGUCUUUAAAGGGUUGGUUGACUACCUCAGUACAGAGGACUAAACUACCCGACCUGUACUGUAAAUAGGGAAACUAUAUUGAUGAAAGCAGGGCUUGUUUCCGUACAAAAUAUGCACAAGAGCUGCAGCGUAAAAACGAUGUACUUAAUGUAAUAUAGUUCUUUUUGCUGCAGCUCUGACACUGCAAACAGUCAAACUGGGCAUGCAAAACAAUCUCAUAUGAUGAGUCUGAACAAGCCCUGCUUUUAUCCUAUUUUGAACUGAAUUAGCCGCCUUGCUUCUUCAGAGUAUGUAGUUACUGGUUGUAUAGUUUUUCGGAUAAAAAUGUUACUUUUGUAAAGGCUUCUUCAUCACAGGCAUCCAACUGCCUUUGAUAAAAAAAAAAAAAAAAUAAGAACAAAAUGAUGCCCUGCAGUGUCCCUUUUGUGCCACUGUAUUCAAGUGGGUUUGUUUUUAUAUUGACAGUUCAUUUACAUCAACUACAAGAUAAUGUCAAAAACCUAAUCAAAUCCUUAACCAUGUAAGAUCAUGUUAUGAAAUGAUCCCUCCCCAGCUCCGAAGAUGGUAACCAUGUCGAAAAUCAUGAGUAUUCAUGGAUGGUUAAAGAAAUGUAUGAUUGCGCAGCCUGUGAGCGCGUUUGCUAACAUAAGCUGCUGUGAUUUGGUGAGGGAUCGUAGCCACAUAGUGGUGACAAGGGAUACUGCAGUGAAUGAAUUCUCUUUCCAGGUAUAGCAUAAAGGAAACUGCGUUCUUCAAUCCCAGUUUUCUAUACAGUUAACUCCCUCAAUGAACUCGUAACAACCACCUUUUGAAAAAAAGAUGUUAGCAGUUUUAAACUAUUGUUGGUGGCCAACAACGUUUUUUGCAUUCCUGCAAAUAAAUUGUUUUAUACUGUAAAAUGGAGGUGAGUGUAACUUAUUUUUGUAAUAAAGUUUUUGAUUUCUAA